Messenger RNA from Pristis pectinata (smalltooth sawfish), 5592 nucleotides. Its product is annotated as structural maintenance of chromosomes protein 6-like. Gene Ontology annotation, molecular function: damaged DNA binding; single-stranded DNA binding. Gene Ontology annotation, biological process: double-strand break repair via homologous recombination. NCBI's taxonomy places the organism in Eukaryota, Metazoa, Chordata, Chondrichthyes, Rhinopristiformes, Pristidae. Gene Ontology annotation, cellular component: site of double-strand break; nucleus; Smc5-Smc6 complex. The record is from RefSeq and is a predicted model, not a curated record.
AUGACGGCGUCCGGGGUGAGAGGGCGCAUGCGCGAUGUCGAAAGUUCUAGUCAUUUAACAUGUCAAAACGAAAAGAAAAUGUUUCUGAAGGAACAUUGCCCACAAAAAGAAUCAAAACUGAAACCAUUAAGGAAGGUGAUCCAGAUGAAGCCAACGGAAGUAAUUGGAAAAGUGCAGCAAUUAAUGGGCAAAGUGGAGAUUGUCUUCCGAAUUCACUCUUGUAAUACAGCUUGUAGUGAUCUAAUCCAGAUUUUAAUCUUUCAGAAUGAAGGUGAAGUAGGAAUAAUUGAGAGUAUUUCGUUGAAAAAUUUUAUGUGCCAUGCUUGCCUUGGACCCUUUAAGUUUGGACCCAAUGUGAAUUUUGUGGUUGGAAACAAUGGAAGUAAGUGUUCUGCUGUACUAACAGCCCUCAUUGUAGGGCUUGGUGGGAAAGCUACUGCCACAAAUAGGGGGAUACUCUAUAAAAGGAUUUGUAAAAGUGGUCAAAGGGUAAGUUCUGCAGAUAUUUCAAUAACAUUAAGAAACAGAGGACCUGAUGCGUUUAAACCUGAUAAAUAUGGAGAAGCUGUCAUUGUGGAGCAACGUAUUUCUGGGGAUGUAAGACAAUACAGACUGAAAAGUCAGUCAGGACACUUAGUUUCCACAAAGAAAGAAGAACUCAAUACAAUAUUGGACCAAUUCAAUAUCCAGGUAGAUAACCCAGUGUCAAUUUUAACACAAGAAAUGAGUAAACAUUUCUUGCAGUCCAAAAGUGAAGCAGAUAAAUAUAAGUUUUUCAUGAAAGCCACUCAGUUGGAGCAGAUGAGAGAUGAUUAUUCCUACAUCAUGCAAAAAAAGGCAUUAACAAAUGAGAAAAUUGAAAAACAGGAUGAAAACCUAUCGGAGUUAAAGGAUCAAGUUAAAGAAAAGGAGGACCGUUAUAAAAGUCUUUCUUCACUGAAUGAAUUGUUGGAGAAACUGGAGCAACUUAAGAAUCAGAUGGCCUGGGCUUUGGUCAUUGAAGUUGAAAAGCAAAUGCAGCCAAUAAAAGAUCGUAUUAAAGCUGAAGAAAGUCGUACUGUCAAAUAUGAUCAAAAAAUAGAGGAAUGGCAGGUCAAAGUCAAUGAGACAGAAGAAAAAUUUAAGGCAGUUCAGAAUCAGUUACAGAGAAUUACAGAUGAAGCGCAAGUUUUACGACCACAAUGUACAACAUUAAAAGAAGAUGUACAAGGAAAAAAUAAAGCAUGCAAAGAGUCUGAGGCAAUAUUCCACCGCUGCAGGACACAGUUGAAACAACUUGAAAAAGACCAUAACCAGUUACAGAAGCGUAUUGAAGAACUGCGAAAUAGUAUGAACCAAAGUUCUGAGGCUGAUAUGAAAGAGCGACAAGAAAGAAUUAGCAGUCUGCAAGGACAAUUAAAAACGCUGGAGGCUCGAGAGGCCAGUACUUUACAGCAAUUGGAACAGUUUCAGCAUGCGAUCACCAAGUCUAAAGAUGAACAUUAUAAGCUUGGGCGAGAAGAACAGGAUGCAAAAAAUUCUGUCGAAUCCAGAAAGAAGCAGCUGAAUAAUCUAAAAGCCAGCAGAACAAACCAGUUAAAAAGAUUUGGAGAGAGCAUGCCAGUAUUACUUGAAGCAAUCGAGGAAGCACAUAAACAGCGUCGUUUCAGGAAGAAACCAGUUGGCCCUUUAGGUACUUGCUUCAGACUGAAAUAUCCUGAAUUGGCUUUAGCAGUUGAAAGUUGUUUAAGAGGGCUACUGCUUUCAUUUUGCUGUGAUAAUUACAGAGAUGAGCAAGUACUGCAGACUCUGAUGUCUCAAUGCUUCAGUUCAGGAAGACGACCCCAAAUUAAUGUGUGCGAGUUUUCAAAUCAAGUGUACAAUGUUAAAAACAGAGCUGCUCAUCAUCCAGAGUUCCCCACAGUUCUUGAUGCCUUGGAAAUAGAUAAUCCAGUGGUGACCAACUGUUUGAUUGACAUGAGAAAUAUUGAAAAAAUCCUCUUGAUCAGUAGCAACAGCAGAGCUCGUGAAGUUAUGCAGCAGCAAAGGCCACCCUUAAACUGCAAAGAAGCCUUCACUGCUGCAGGUGACCAGGUUUUUACCAAUCGCUAUUACUCUUCUGAAAUGGACAGGGCAAGAUACUUGGGUGGUGAUGUGGAAGCAGAGAUCAGUCGGCUGGAAGUGGAAAUGAGCAAUAAAAUGGCUCGGGUAUCGCAUUUUCGGCAACAAUUACAGUCAAUGGAAGAAGAAAUCAAGAUGAAUGAGAGUCACAUGAAAACAAAACAAAUGCAAAUCAGGAAAAUUCAGGAGAAUGUGACAAAAAUAAAGCUAGAAAUCACAGAUUUAGAGAAUGUGGAUGAGCCUCAGUCUGUGGAUAUUUCCACACUAGAAGAAGAAGUGCAAGAUAUUUGGCAAAGAAUAGUAUCUGACAAAGAGAAGCUAGGACAAGCCAGAAAGAAUAUGGAUGAGCAUCGAAAGAUACUGGAUGAGGCUGAACGAAAAUUUAAAGAAAUGAAGGAAAAAAUAAAUUUUAUAGCUGAAGAGGCUGACCCAAUAAAGGAUGAAUUAAGUAAGAUUGAUGCAGAAGUUGGAAAGUGUAAACAUCAUAAAAGACAUUAUGAAGAGAAGAAGAAAGAACACUUGGAUGGGAUAAAUAAGUUAAAAGAAAAUGUGGAAAGUAAAGAAAAGAUUUUAGAGGAAAAUACUGCUAUAGCCAAGCAGAUUUGUGCAGAACGAAUAGAAGUCACCAGGACUCCCAAAAGUAUUGAUGUGGAGAUCAAUCGUCUGAGAGAGAGGAUCAGCAGAGAACAAGAACGUCAUGGGAAUAAGGAGGAAAUUACAAGGUAUUUGUAAAAAGCCAUCACAAACAUAUUUCUUUUUAGUCUUAAUGUAAGAGCCAGAUCAAGAAUGAAGGGUUUUAUGCAGCUGCUUGAUAAAAUAAUGGAGGAAAGGCACAAAGCGUAUAAAAUAUUUAGAAGGUAUAUUUCUCUUCGCUGCAAGUAUUAUUUUGAUUCCAUGCUCUCUCAACGUGGCUACCAUGGGAAAAUGAGUUUUGAUCAUAAAAAUGGCACUCUUUCAAUUGCGGUUCAACCUGGUGAGGGAGACAAAGCAGCACUCAGUGACAUGCGGUCCCUUUCAGGAGGUGAACGUUCAUUUUCAACUGUGUGUUUCAUCCUUUCCCUCUGGGACACCAUGGAAUCUCCUUUCCGUUGUCUGGAUGAAUUUGAUGUUUAUAUGGAUAUGGUCAAUCGCAGGAUUUCAAUGGACAUGAUGUUGAAGGUGGCAAGUUCCCAACGUUAUCGUCAGUUCAUCUUUCUUACUCCACAGAGCAUGAGUUCUUUGCCUUCCAGUGGGCUAAUUAGAAUUCUUCGAAUGCAUGACCCUGAAAGAGGGCAGACCACAUUACCUUUCCGUCCACGGGAUCAAGCUGAAGACUCAGACGAUUAAACAGCUGUUAACAAAAGUUAUCAGAACUGCCGGGUUCCAUAUAUAUGAACAGUGUUUAGUUGAAAUAGAUGUGUGUGUGUUUUAAUUUUAAAUGUACUUGUGUAUAUUGAGAGUGGGAAAACGUUACCAGAGUGAUUUUCGUAUUAUGUCCCUGCCAUUCUCUCACAUGACAGCCCAAUUUUACUUAAUCUGUGCCAGUUUCUGUUUAUAGCACCACUUACUUUAGAAUAUAUUGAUCACUUGUGUAUUAUUUCAUAAAACCCUUAUCAAUUUAUAGGUACUUUAUGAAGACUUUUAUCAGCUUUUUUACAUUGCCUACAGGAAGGGAAAAGAUGAUAAGCCUUAUUUUCUUUUGAACAGAUAAAUUUAUACCUUUUAGGCCAAGUGUAUGAAAAAUAUAAUAUUUGUAAGUUUCAAUCCUUUCAUAUCAAGUGUACAAUUAAAAGGUAAUUGCCAUUUUUUUAAAGCUCUGAUUUCUCUAUGUGAACUAACUUUGAUUACAAAAUAUAAAACUGUUUUAAAUUAAAUCGGUGAAGUGGAAAGGCAUGGUAAUUGAAAUGAUAUGAUGCAGUUUGAGAUGCAAUGUGAACAAAAUGCCUGCAUCUUAGAAGGCAUAUGAACAGAGACACUUUGGGAUGCUACAUACAAAAAUGUCUGAAGUUGGCAGGAUCAGUUGAAAGGCUAUUAAAGAGGCAUACUGAUUCAUUGACUUCAUAAUAUACUGCGUGAUGCCUUGUGUUCAUUAUUAUUGGCCACCUCACUUUGAGGAGGAUAUCAUGGAUUUUGAUGUUUGUGAUGAAUACUUGCAUUGUCAUCCUCGUAAAUAUCUGGGGAUAAGUGUCUAAAUUGGAAGAGCUUCCCACAAGCCAAUGGCUAGUCAAGCAACAGGCUGGUGUAGUCAUACUAAUUGAAUCAUACUUUGCAGAUGUUGUGCUUGGCUUCUCUAUCGUGGUUCCCAGGUUCACCUCAUCCCAUGGACAGGACUGACCCAUAUGAAGUCCUCAACGCUGACUGCAGAUUCUGUGGCAUCUGGUCAAAUAUGGGCAAGGAAACUAUCUGAUAACCACCUACUGUCAACCCUCAGCUGAUGAAUCAGUGUAGCUUCAUUUUGAACAAUGCUUGGAAAAUACACUGAAGCAAGGCCACAGUAUACUGUGGGUGGGGGACUUCCAUGUUCAUCAUAAGAGUGGCUUGGUAGCACAACCACUAGCUAAACUUGCCGAGUCCUGAAGGACAUAGCUGUUAGAUGGCACCUGUGGCCAACCAACGAGUGAUUAAACCAACUAGAGCUCAUCAUCGUCAUCUUGUUGCUCUCUCCAUAAAUGCUGCUUGACUUCCUGAAUGUUCCUGGCAUUUUCUGUGUUGGGUUGUUUACAACAACCUGUAAAGUUAGGUCCUUAAUAUAUACUUCAAUAGACUCAAAGAACAGAUCGUGUAAAUACAGUUCUAAGAACAAAAAAACAAGCUGCUGCAGGAACUUGCAGAUGCUGCUCGACCUGCUGAGUUCCUCCAGCAACUUUUUUUGCUCCAGGUUCCAGAAUCUGCAGUCUCUUGUGUCUACAAUUGUAAGAAAUUUGGUAACAAGCUAAAGGGUUACAGAGUCUUCUGUGGCACAUGGGGCUUUAAUACAGCUGGUAUAACGUAUUGUAGCAGAACUAUCCCUACUCUAUUUAACAUCUCAGAUUUGUGUAAUUGAAAUAACAUGCUUAGAAUUAAGUAACAUUUUGUGUUCAUGUACUUGGAGAUAGCACAGCUAGCUCCAUUAAUUUUUUUUUAUGGUAGUCACAGUGACUCCAGAAUGACCCAAAGUUAUUUCUAUGGAAACCAUGGACCUGAGUUUGAACAAGAACCUAAAAUGGAUGUGCUAGUUACAAGGAGAGACUUGUUUUUAUUUCUUGGGCAUUAUUUUUGUGUAUAUUUUUAUAGUUGUACAUAAAUUAUAAUUCUGUAGUGCAAUUACUUUGUGACAGGAAAUGUUCAUAGGCUUAUAAGUAUAAAAUUUAAGUACUAAUUCAUUCCAUAUGAAAAAGAUCCAACUAUUUUAGCAAGUAGCCAUAUAAGCUGAUCAAAAUGUUUGUUUAUUUUUGAAGUUGUAGGGAAAAUCUAAAAUACAAUAGGAAUCUUGCCUCUGGGUACAACUUUGAAGCCUGCAAAUAAACAUUUUGA